AUGCCCUGUGGCUUUCCACCCUCAAGGUCGAGGGUGGAGUUUGAUAGUUUCUACAGUACCCACUGUCCCUUCAUUGCUACUGCAAAGAAUAGCACAGAGGCAUUUAAAACCCAAAUGCAAUUCAGCGGUCGCCACCGCACAGAUCGGAUUCUUUUAGCUCUGACAACUCGCUCCGCUCUCUCCGAGACCAUGUCUGAUAAACCCGAUAUGGCUGAGAUCGAGAAAUGUGAUGAGUCGAAAUUGAAGAAGAUGGAAACACAAGAGAAAAAUCCACUGCCUUCCAAAGAAAUGAUCCAACAGGAGAAGCAAGCAGGCGAGGCGUAGUAAGGCGAGCGCCGCCAAUAUGCACCGUACAUUCCACAAGCAUCGCCUUCUUAUUUUACUUCUGUUAGCUGUUUAACUUUGUAAGAUGCAAAGAGGUUGGAUCAAGUUUAAAUGACUGUGCUGCCCCUUUCACAUCAAAGUAUCCAGAACUCCUGACAACGAAGGCCACGCCUGCCUCUCCCAUCUGCCUGUCUGGCUGGCAGGGAAGGAAAAGAACUGGCAAGUUGGUGAAGAAAGAAUCGGGGUGGGACGACAGUGA
Messenger RNA from Otolemur garnettii (small-eared galago), 583 nucleotides. RefSeq lists its product as uncharacterized. The coding region runs from base 1 to 324 and encodes 107 amino acids. Gene Ontology annotation, cellular component: cytoplasm. The record is from RefSeq and is a predicted model, not a curated record. Gene Ontology annotation, biological process: actin filament organization; regulation of cell migration. Gene Ontology annotation, molecular function: actin monomer binding. NCBI's taxonomy places the organism in Eukaryota, Metazoa, Chordata, Mammalia, Primates, Galagidae. The transcript has a single exon.